Molecule: messenger RNA, 2160 nt
Organism: Huiozyma naganishii CBS 8797
Lineage: Eukaryota; Fungi; Ascomycota; Saccharomycetes; Saccharomycetales; Saccharomycetaceae
Gene: EXO1
Product: Rad2 family nuclease EXO1
Exons: 1
Coding region: 1-2160 (719 amino acids)
Biological process (GO): DNA double-strand break processing; mismatch repair; DNA recombination
Cellular component (GO): nucleus
Molecular function (GO): 5'-3' DNA exonuclease activity; DNA binding; 5'-flap endonuclease activity
Source: RefSeq, a predicted model, not a curated record
AUGGGUAUCCAGGGCCUGCUGCCGCAGUUGAAACCAAUCCAAAACCCUGUAACUCUACAUCGAUAUGAGGGGCAAACAUUGGCUAUUGACGGGUAUGCCUGGUUGCAUAGAGCAGCAUGUUCUUGUGCUUGUGAGUUAGCGAUGAAUAAACCUACUGAUAAGUACCUGCAAUUUUUUAUCAAACGAUUUGCAAUGCUUAAGACUUUUAAUAUUAGACCAUUUCUGGUUUUUGAUGGGGCUAACAUACCGGUCAAGAAGGAUACCGAAACAAAGAGGCGAGAAAAAAGAGUAGAGAGUAAGGCCAUCGCGGAGAGAUUAUGGAAAUCUGGUGAAAAAUCAAACGCCAUGGAUUUUUUUCAAAAGUGUGUGGACAUUACACCGGAGAUGGCUAAAUGCGUUAUUGACUAUUGUCGGAAUAAUGCACUUGCCUACAUAGUAGCCCCAUAUGAGGCCGAUUCACAAAUGGUUUAUUUAGAGAAGAUGGGAAUGGUUGAUGGGAUUCUGUCAGAAGAUUCGGAUUUGCUUGUCUUUGGUUGUAAGAAAUUAAUCACAAAGCUGAACGACUACGGUGAGUGCAUUGAAAUCGACUCUGCAGAUUUUAAAAAAUUACCAAGAAAGUUCCCUCUGGGUCAACUGUCACAAGCAAACUUCAGAACAUUAGUAUGUCUAUCGGGAUGCGACUAUACCAACGGGAUAGCAAAAGUCGGCAUCUUGACUGCCAUGAAGUUGGUGCAAAGGCUCAACUCGAUGGAAAAAAUAUUACUUCAAAUCCAAAGAGAGGGGAAACUAUCGGUUCCAUCCAAUUUUCUGGAUGAGUACGAGCUGGCAAAUUACGCCUUUCAGUUUCAAAGGGUCUUUUGUCCCAUGAGUGGCAAAAUUGUGCCCUUGAACGAGAUACCAGAUAGCUUACUGAGUUCUGAAAAGUGCGCCCAGAAGAUUGCGCGGUGUAUUGGACCAGUAAUUCACAGGGAGACCAAAGAAAAAGCUAUCACGAUAGAUUCUGACUCGAUCGAUCACAUCUUACACUCUAAGAUUGCGCAUGGUGACUUGAAUCCAUACGACUACAGGAAACCACUUGUUAAUCGAGAGCUCAAGAUAGAGCUAUCCUCUAAAUCAGAAAAUAAUUUAGGGCAACCGGCAUUGAAGACAAAAUCCAUACAUAGUUUCUUCAGCGUGCAAAAUCGCCAGAACGUGACAAUCCCCAAAAUGGGGAGUAACACAAAAAUGGCAGAUCCGAGCCAUCAUUCGGUGAGCAGCUACAAUCUAGGGGUCUUGCAACGCUCUACUGAACCUGACAAACUGACCAAAACCAUAAAUAGGCGGAAACUUGCCAUUCCUGGAAACACUAAAGAAACAACGGCAAGCAGGUUCUUCAGCAGCAGUAGUCGUACCCCAACUAUUGAGGCGAGGAUUGAUAAGGUUCCAGUGUUAGGAACAAGGACGAGCACACUAGAGGACGAUAUCGCUACUGAGGUACCUUCGUCACUUGCAUCUACCCAGAUUCCCAGCUCGUAUCCUGAGAUUCCAAACGGUAAAAGUUUUGAUUUGAAGGAUAGUGAUGAUCAGCAAGUCUCUCCAUUGAGCAGUCAAGAGGAUGAUUCUGAAGUACUGAGUGAAGUAGAGGAUAAUGGCGAGCCCAGAGCGACCGCAGUCCACUCAAGGACUACAUCAUAUGAUGAACGCAGGUCUCCCCAAACGAACAUUACAACCUUGGAAACAAGAAAUACCCUGUCGUCAAGAGAUAACGGAUCCGAGAGAAGAAUAGUAGGUUGUUCAAACAAACUGUCGCAGUUUCGGUACAACGGUCUCGGAGUAACGGCCCGUGAACCGCUGAGUUCUUUUGAUCCGAACAAGACACGUCCCAAAUCACAACUCGCCACGGCUCCCAAAUUAUCAUCCGAAAUUGACGGUAAAUUAAAAAGAAAAUCGAUUGUAAUGCAAGCUGGAGUGAAAAGGCGAUCUACGGAUGAUGACAUAGGGGGCCCCGUUGGCAUGAACGGCAGAAAAAAGGUAUGCGGCGUAAACAGACCAAUUGACCGGAAGCAAUUGAAGUUUAACAAAAGCCAAUCUGAACUCAGCCGAGGCUCGCAGCCUGUAAUUAGCAAUCGCCCGGCAGCAAGAUCCGUCUCUCUACUCUCUCAAUUUGCCUAUCGAAGUUAG